Molecule: messenger RNA, 4340 nt
Organism: Plectropomus leopardus (leopard coralgrouper)
Lineage: Eukaryota; Metazoa; Chordata; Actinopteri; Perciformes; Serranidae
Product: E3 ubiquitin-protein ligase TRIM21-like
Molecular function (GO): zinc ion binding; protein binding
Source: RefSeq, a predicted model, not a curated record
GAGGAAUGCGACAAAUGACAAACAUUUACAGCGAUUAAUAUGAGGAGAAACUGCUGUGGAGAGGGAGAGAGACAGUUGGCACUGAGAAACUGUUGGAAAUCCGCUGUAUCUGCUUACCGCCAGUGACACUGAAAUAAUCUCGUCAGUCUUCAGAGCAGCCAAACACUGGAUGGCGAUGGCGCUACCUGCAGCCUUUCUAUCUGAAGACCAGUUCACCUGCUCGAUCUGUCUGGAGGUGUUCACCAACCCAGUCUCAACUCCAUGUGGCCACAGCUUCUGCCAGGCCUGCAUCUCUUCCUACUGGGAUGGAUCAGCAACAGGAGGAGGAGGAGGAGGACGAGGAGAGGGGAGAAACUCCAAGGCCUACCAGUGUCCCCUCUGCAAGGAGUCCUUCCGCAAGCGACCUGAGCUCCAUAUCAACCGAACCUUGAAGGAAAUCACUGAACGGUUCAAGGAGAUGGCCAACGCUGGAGUGCCGUGGGAUGGCAGCGGUGGAGGAGGAGUGGAGGAUCCAAACUCACAUUUACAGCAUCAUCAUCACCCGGCACUGACAACAUCAUCACCUCAGAGGCCGGGGGAGAUGCCAGAGACUGUCUUUGCUGAGAUGAUGUCUCGUUUUCAGCUGCUGCCAACUUCCAGGAUGCCUCACAACCAAAGCCCCGGUUCAGUCAAUGCUCACCGGUCCUUCCAGGCUCAGAACCAUAUGCCCCAUGACGACCCUCCUCCACCCUACUCACCUCCAGCCUACUUACCCUCCCGCAGGUACACUCUGAGCGGCUCCAUUGACUCUCCCCCCAGUCUGCCUCUGUGUCCCAUUCACCUGAGAGGUCUCGAGUUCUUCUGUCGUACUGAUAACACCUGCGUCUGCAGCGUCUGCGUGGAGACAGCGGAGCACCGAGGACACAGUGUCAUCCCCGCCAAGAGAGAGUGGCACAUCAAGAAGUCCCAGUUAGGUAUUGCAGAGGUGGAGCUGAAGGAUCUCAUCUGUGAGAGAGAGAGAAAAGUCGAGGAGAUACAAAAUUCUUUACGAGAAAUACAGGCCGCUGCUCAGAGAGAGACAGAGGGAGCUGUUUGUGUGUUUUCCAAGCUGAUCUCCAGUCUGGAGCGCUGCCAAGCUGAAGUCUUGGAGAUAUUAGAGAUGACUCGGCGAGCGGCUGAGCACAAAGCCAAGAUUCUGCUGAGAGAGCUGGAGGAGGAGAUAACUGAGCUGAAAAACAGGAGUGCAGCACUGAGCGAGCUGGCUCUGUCUGAAGACUGUGUAUACUUUCUCAAGACGUUCCCUGCAGUGUCCACCCCUCCACAAGCGAAGGACUGGUCCAGUGUCUCUGUGGUGUCUGAGCUGACCUCAGGGGUGGUCCUCAGGACUGUCAAUCAAAUGAUGGAGCGCUUUGAGGAAGAGUUGCAGAAACUGCCAGAAGUCUGCCAGCGAUCCCUGUCGGACCAGUCUGUACCCAGACCUAACACAAAGGUGAGAAGGGUUCAAGAGUAUGCAGCUGACAUCACUUUAGACGCCAACACAGCCCACCCACGUCUCAUCAUCUCAGCAGACGGGAAGCAGGUGCACUGUGGUGACCGCCAUCAGGCCGUACCUGACAACCCCGAGCGCUUUGACCGGGUGGUGUGUGUGUUGGCCACCCAGAGCUUCAACUCAGGACGGCAUUAUUGGGAGGUGGAAGUGGAAGGAAAGACAGACUGGGACGUGGGAGUAGCAAGCCGCUCUGUCAAUCGGAAGGGCAAAAUCACGGUAAGCCCUGCCCAUGGCUACUGGUUUCUCAGCCUGCGGGAUCGGACCAACUACGCCUUUCGGACCGAGCCCUCAACCAACCUGACAGUCAACCUCAAACCCUCCCGGAUCGGAAUCUACGUGGACUGUGACAAGGGACUGGUGUCCUUCUACAAUGUGGAGGCCAGAUUGCUCAUCUAUACGUUCACCGAUAUCUUUUCUGACACCAUCCAUCCAUUCUUCAGCCCCUGUACCAAUAAGUCAGGGCGGAAUGAGGCUCCGCUAAUCAUUUGCCCUGUUGCAGCGAUAGAAUGAAAUGAGCCAGCGAGUUAAGGACCAAUGAAGGAUGCUUCCACAAGCUUCAAUGUAUGUUUGUCGAAGACUAAGAUGCACAAACAUGAAGAAAAGAUCACAUCAUUCCUCCAUUACAAUAGAGUUGAUAAUGAGUGGGCCAUUUGUUAACUGAGGUUACUUUAGGGUAAGGUGACUCUGAUGUAGUGUUAGUUUUAUGAGCCCAUUUCAACACUUUCAGACUGAAGUCAGCAGUAGCCAGUUGAAACAUCGUUCUCUGUGCGUCUUCUGGCAGCAGCUCAAUCAGGUGCCUCGGACCUAAAGGACUUCCAAAGAAAAAGGAAGACUUGGAGCACAGUAAUACAUUUUCAGCCUAUAAUUGUGCAAAUGGCGAUGCACAAUGACAGUUCAAUACCAGUGUGCCUUCAUCAGAGUCAAAAGCACUCCGCAGCAGCUGUAAUGAAUCUUCAGGUUUGGUCAGGGUUGUAAUCACCCAUUUAACUUUUCAAUCAACAUCCUCUGUGAAUCAACCGCCUAGUGGGAUCUGGGAGGAAUUCCCAUUGUAGAAUUUUUUGUUUUUAAAUUAACAGCUAACAGACUAUUGCAGAGCAUUUUGAAACAAAUACCUUAAAUCAGGGUUCUAAAAUUUUUGAUGACUGAUUGCCAUUUUAGGGAGCGAGCAUCUAAUUAAGGGGCAACACCAGAUAAGUGCACACACGAAUCACUGCAUUUCAUUAACAGUUUCUCUUCCCCACAUUCCCUUCGCCACAGCCCUUAGUAUUACGUAACAGCUUACACACACACACACACACACAGCCGCCACUUGGAGAGCACAAAGAAAGUGGGCAGGAGAUUGAAAUGAAACACACCUGCCCUCCUUCACUUUCAGCCCAACUUUUAUUGAUCAACCGCCAGUAAUUAGCUGCACCAGUUUCUUAUUUAGAAAUAUUUGUUUAAGAUAUGUAUCAUGGUUAUCAUUAAUAUUAUAUUUACAGGUUUAUAAUAUCAAUCUGAAAUAUGUAAAUAUUAACUGCAGUUGGUUAUAUGACAAUUUUCAAUAAAAUAUCAGCUGUCAAUGAAAUUUUCCUCAGCAACUAUCUACUAAUAGAUGAGUGGGCUAAAUCUAUACACAUGUAAACCUACCUGAACAGACCAAUAAGAUAUUUUAGAAAAGCCGAAACUGAAAAGCGUGUAAGAUAAUGACUGUAUUUAAUCUGAUUCACACCAAGUUCACCUCAAUUUUUCAGACUAUUGGAACAGUCCUUGAGAUGGUGGUGGGGAUUCCCCGAGGGCAGGUGCCAAGGGGAAGUGAACAGUCAUGCUGAAUGAUUAAUGGCUUGCAACUUUCUUAUAAUGAUUAUUUGGAUAUAUUGUACUACGACUUUUUUUUAAUGACGUACAAUACUAUCGCUUUUUUGAAACUUAUCUUUAUACAUGCAAUCAUUUCCUUUUUGCCAUUUUCCCUUUCAUAUUUGAUUAAAUGGAAAAUCAAAAAUACAAAAUCUUGCACUGUCAGUUUGUCAAAACAAAUAAGCGGGAGGAACUAUUGUAUUUCCACUGAACUUCAUCCACCAUGUGUCUCAGUCUGCCCUGACUCUCUCCUGCUGCUGCAAGAUUUUUCCAUUUACCCCACUUACGCCUCCCUCUCCACCCGGCCACUCCUCCUCAUCAGCCUCCACCUAGUGCCUCCAGCUGCUCUUCAUCUCCGAUCAAGACAGUAUUUUAGCAGCUUUCCAGUUUUCCUUGUUUUGAAUCGGCUCAUCUCUGACCACCUCGCCUCAUCUCUGCCCCGGUAAACCUAAUAGUAUUCUGUCUCCAAUCAUGAGUUUUGCCUGUGACUUUGCGGUGUUUUAGGCUACUGCUUUGGCUCCAUCGAGAGAGAUCGCCAUUCUUCCUGCCAUCUUUAUCGCCGAGCAAAACAUCUCUUCCAUUUGAGUGUCCUCUGGUACAGCACUUCCCUGCCUGUCCCCGUUGAUCCCGCUUCCUGCUCCUACUGGAUUCAUCUGCUCUGCUUCCUGCCUGCCCGACGCCAACUCUGCUUCUUUCUUGACCAUGAGCCCUGCCUGCCCCUCUACAGAGUCCCUGCUUUUCCUCACAAGCUCCCUGUGAUGCAGGAUUGUAACAGAAAGGUCACAAGUUCAUUCCCCAGACAGGCAGGAUGAAUCUGGGUGAGGAAAGUGAAAGAGACACCUCCCUCAUUACCACCCCAUGUUCUGGCUCUGCCCCGCGGCCUCCAAACGGUUGUAUGUGCCUGGAAAAUUUGUGAUGGGAGGCGCCCAGGAGGCAUCCUAAUCAGAUGCUGUAACACCACAACUAAAAGCACUAU